CGCUAUUACUAGCUCACCGGCUGGACAUUGACCUCACCAAUUCGUUCUCUUACACGGCAUUGUCUCUGUGUCGCAGACGAACACAACUUUAAGAGAUGGUAAAUACAUGCGCCCUCACCGUUCAAUGUGCAUUCUUACUCGUUUCUUGUCUGCAGCAAUAUCUUGGACCGCGACAGUCGGAGAGGAUGAUCUCCGCGAUUCGCCAAUCAGAAUCACACUACGCCCCGAACAUCUGCAAGGCCUGGAAGUGAGCAUGGCGUGUCGUUCGGCAAUUGCGUCGCCACAAAAUUCGAUCCGACACGAGAUUGCGAUAACAAUGCUCUGUCCCAAAUGGGUUAUCAGAUUUAAUGAGAAGUUUGGCUGGCUAGAAUCCAAAAAAGUCGAAAAAGAGUCGACAAUUACAAGUGAAAAAAAGGUUGGUGGUUAAGAAGGUUGGCACGGCGAGCUGAUCGUUCUGGAUCAAGAUUUAAGAGUUAAUUAUCCAGAUUGAUAUUGAUACAUAAGCGAAACUAGGAGCAGUGCGUAUAUAAUACUAUUCAG
Messenger RNA from Aaosphaeria arxii CBS 175.79, 540 nucleotides. RefSeq lists its product as uncharacterized. The coding region runs from base 125 to 427 and encodes 100 amino acids. NCBI's taxonomy places the organism in Eukaryota, Fungi, Ascomycota, Dothideomycetes, Pleosporales. The transcript has a single exon. The record is from RefSeq and is a predicted model, not a curated record.